Trypanosoma theileri is the source of this 969-nucleotide messenger RNA. RefSeq lists its product as uncharacterized. The transcript has a single exon. Lineage: Eukaryota; Euglenozoa; Kinetoplastea; Trypanosomatida; Trypanosomatidae. Bases 1 to 969 code for a protein of 322 amino acids. The record is from RefSeq and is a predicted model, not a curated record.
AUGUUCAAGCAUAGAGAUAAUAUUGCCCACUCCCCUUUUACUACAGAUCCACAGGGAAGUGGAGCUACUACCAUGAGAGCGGUGAAUUUCGCCCAAGACCAGCAGUCUUCUGUUAAUAGAGGCAAUAGAUCUACACUUACUGGAGCUAUUCCAGCUACUGCAGUGGCGAAGAAACGUCCUCGUGAUAUUCGUGGAAUUGAACGUUUUAGAGAAGUUGUUUAUGGAGAAAAGGGACUUCCUCGAUUUCAUGCCAUGAUCUCACGUAAUCCAAUACUGAUGUAUCCUCCAGAAGGAAUAGAUGCUGCUCGAGGACGAUUGCAAAAGAAACAGGAAGAAGAAGCAACAAACUCACAUUGUCAGACACUGAAAGAAAACCAAAGACCAAUGGAAAAUGGAGAUGAGGCAUUAUGGGCCAUGUUUGAAGAACGAAAAGCCGCAGAAGAAUUAGAAGAAGAAGUGUUCUCUACAGAGAAGGAAAAAACAAUGAUGGGAAAAGAUUCCAUAGAGGGAAAUGAGGCUAUUGAAGAGAUAGCACCAAACCCCUCCUCUUCAACUGUUAAUCCUCCUGAUUCCAUUUCUCCUUUGGGAGGGAAAAGUGAUAAGGAAUUGGCAAAUUAUCAUCAUCGUCAGUUAGAUGCUCUUAUUGGACUUUAUUAUGAAUUUAAUCAUCUCACUUUCAUGAAAUUACCGAUAAGUGAUACAUUACAAUUACUACAAAGAUGUGGUAAGGAGGCAGUGGCACAUACAUUAGAGUUUGAAAUGCAGUUACGCAUGCGUCGUGAAACUCGAUUAAAGGAAUUGGAAAAUUUAGAUAAAGAGGAGAAAGAAUUAAAGCAACGUGAAUUGGAAGCACAGGAAAUGGUGCUGGCAAUGGAACUACAAGCAGCUGAAGAGGCACAUCACACCUUGGAGUGUACAAAUAAUGAUGAUGUCGGUGAUGAUGAUGAUGUUGUUCCUGUAUUACCAUAG